Molecule: messenger RNA, 732 nt
Organism: Aspergillus mulundensis
Lineage: Eukaryota; Fungi; Ascomycota; Eurotiomycetes; Eurotiales; Aspergillaceae
Product: glutathione S-transferase family protein
Exons: 2
Coding region: 1-732 (243 amino acids)
Cellular component (GO): nucleus; cytoplasm
Source: RefSeq, a predicted model, not a curated record
AUGUCGUUUGGAACUCUUUACACCCACAAUCCAACCCCUCGCUCCACGACCCUCCUCGCCCUCGCGAAACUCAACAACCUCGACAUAGACAUCGUUUACGCAGAGAAGAAGAACGAACAAGCGUUUGCAGAGCUUCGCAAGUACAACCCGCUCGGCCAGGUCCCAACCUUUGUAGGGGCUGAUGGACUCGUGCUCUCGGAAUGCAUUCCGUUGACGCUGUAUUGUACGCUUCCAGUCCUGAUCCCAACCAGCAAGAGGAGUGUUAACCAUACCAUGCUCGCAGUUGCAUCCCAAGCUCCAAACAAACGAUCCUCCGCUCUCCUCGGCAGUAGCCAGAAUGAUUCCCUCAAGAUCCUCCAAUGGAUGUCCUUCGCAAACAGCGAUCUCUUCCCGGCAGUAGGAGGCGUAUUCCUUCCGCGCAUCGGGCGGCGGCAGAUAAUCAGGCAAGACGAUGAGGACUCGCUACGUGCGAUGCUGCAGCGAUGCAAGUAUAUCGACGAACACCUCAAGACAAGCAGGUUUCUGGUCGGUGACACGGUGACGAUAGCCGACUUUUUCACGACCAGUCUGCUUAUGGGGGCGUUUGCAGCGUUUAGAAAGACAAUGGAGGAUAGGUUCCAGACGCUGUGUAGGUGGUAUGAUGAGGUCUGUGAGGUGGAUUGGUUCAAGGAAAUUGCUGGGGGUGUGCCUGACUUGGGGCUCGAGCUGGAGAUUCCGGAGGAUUCGGAGUGA